AUGGGCUAUUGAGCGCAAGGAAGGAAAUGCUUCCGGAAAGACCCUUCUUGAAGCUCUUGACGCUAUCGUUCCACCAGCUCGCCCAACUGACAAAGCUCUCCGUCUUCCACUCCAAGACGUAUACAAGAUUGGAGGUAUUGGAACUGUCCCAGUCGGACGUGUUGAGACUGGAGUAAUCAAGCCAGGAAUGGUUGUUACCUUCGCUCCACAAAACGUCUCCACUGAAGUCAAGUCUGUUGAAAUGCAUCACGAAUCUCUCCCAGAGGCCGUCCCAGGAGACAACGUUGGAUUCAACGUCAAGAACGUUUCCGUUAAGGACAUCCGUCGU
Messenger RNA from Auanema sp. JU1783, 328 nucleotides. The record is from the annotation of a GenBank genome assembly. Lineage: Eukaryota; Metazoa; Nematoda; Chromadorea; Rhabditida; Rhabditidae.